This is a messenger RNA of Mercenaria mercenaria, 836 nucleotides long. Its product is annotated as glutathione S-transferase 1-like. Gene Ontology annotation, molecular function: glutathione transferase activity. Gene Ontology annotation, biological process: glutathione metabolic process. Lineage: Eukaryota; Metazoa; Mollusca; Bivalvia; Venerida; Veneridae. The transcript has 6 exons. The record is from RefSeq and is a predicted model, not a curated record. Bases 60 to 674 code for a protein of 204 amino acids.
ACUGGCAUAAUGGGACAAUACCACUUGCACGGCGGAAUUCAAAUUUGCAAGUCAGUUGAAUGAUGCCUUCUUACAAGUUCGUGUAUUUCGACCUUCGGGCAAGGGGUGAACUAACUAGAUAUGUAUUUCAUGCUGCCAGUAAAGAAUUCGAAGAUUCAAGAUUCUCGUUUGAAGAGUGGAAUUCAUUGAAGCCAACGAUGCCAUUUGGUCAAGCCCCGGUACUUCUUGUGGAUGGUAAAACACUCGCACAAAGUGGCGCUAUUGCCAGAUUCUUAGCACGAGAAUUUGGACUGGCUGGAAAGAAUAGUUGGGAGCAAGGUAUGGUAGAUCAAUACAUGGAGCUUGCAACGGAAAUGAUGGACGAAAUUGUCAAAUGGUACUUUGAAAAGGAUGAAGAAAAGAAGAAGGAACGCUUGAAAAAUCUAAAUGAAGCUGUUUAUCCAAAAUACUUAGGACUGUUCCAAAAUGCUCUUGAACAGAAUGGAGGCAAUUACUUCGUAGGAACUGAACUGACAGCUGCAGAUCUCGCAGUCUUGGACAUUUUUGACACUCCGAUGUAUUAUACCCCAAAUUUCAUGGACUCGUUUCCGAAGUUGAAAGCACACAGAGAACGCAUAGCAUCCCUGGAAAACCUUGCAAACUAUAUUAAAAAAAGAAAUGUUACGGAUCUUUGAAUGUGUCAUAAUUUGUUGUUUUUACAUUCGGAAAAAUGAGCUAGAAACAAAUUUUAUAAGACAUGUCCAUUAGUCCAUGUAUUGUGCAGGUUCUUGACUUUUAUGUGUGCAUUACAUCAUGACACUUUGAUAUAUUUUAUAACAAAUAAAUUUUGAUUCUUA